AAGUGUUCGUGUCCUGUUUUUGUAUAGGUCUCAAUGUAAGCUGGGAGUAAAGUAAAUUAAAAUAAACACACAUUUCAUUUCAUUCAGAGAUCCUCGAAUGCUUAGUUAAUCUCUUUUAAAAUUAACGGUGCCUAUGGAGUAAAUUUCAGCUGCAAAGAAAUCGAAAGAGAUGGAGGAUCAACGGGAGCAGGAGCCAUCUGAUGACAGAAAUGGAAUUAUUUUACCCAGAAACGAACGGCUUCAAAUGGAGCAGAUUCGAGAGCUUGAGAUGGAGCAGCUCGAAGUUGAAGAGGUCGAUUCAGGUCGUGAGUCUUCUUCCAGUGAUGAUUCAAGUCUAGGUGGACGUGGGGAUGGAGGGGCAGGCCGUUAUGGUGGCUUCACAUUCGACACAUCAUUGGCAUCCUUGCACACAUACCUUGGCGAAGUUGAUGAUAUUCAUUGUAGACGAGCAUUUUUGGAUGGCGGUGCUCUUCUUGAUCUGCCAAUGUUUUAUCUGGAGGGAAUUGUAUUGUUCCCAGAAGCUACUCUUCCAUUGAGAGUGAUACAGCCGAGGUUUAAAGCAGCUGUAGAACGGGCUAUGCAGCAGGAAGAAGCCCGAUACACUAUAGGUGUGAUACAUGUUCGAUCUCUGCCCCAAGAUGAAGGCCUUCGGUUCGCUUUAGUUGGGACUACUGCUGAGAUUCGUCAACACCGUCGCUUGGAGGAUGGCUCAGUGAAUGUUGUUACUCGGGGACAGCAACGCUUUCGCUUGCGUCGUUGUUGGACUGAUGUGAAUGGUGCACCAUGUGCACAGGUCCAGAUUAUCCAAGAAGAUACUCCGCUGCAUGUUCCAAAGGAUGCGUUUGGUUCAUUGGCAUCUAAACCUUGCUUUCAAAGUGGGAAGGUACCAUGGUCAAAGCCUUCAAACUCCAAUGAUGGCAGAAGAGAGGACAUUGAAAGUGAUAGUGAUGAGCUGGAGGAUGAAUUAUCAGAUUCAACUGUUGAAAAGGAGCCUUUUGUAAGGAGGUUGCAAAGACAGGUACAAUCAACUGAUAUGGGUGAACAGGGCCAUCCUGGAAUAGGAGAUGAUGAACUUAGCAGUGAUGAAGAGAAUAUGAUUGGUUGGCAGAGGCCAAGAAGAUCCCAUAGAAGGAAUUCUAGAAAUGCUCCACAACAGUCUUUGAGUGAUGGCAUAUCUGACACAAACUGCAAUGAUAGUAAGAGUGAUGAGAAGAGCACGGUUCAGUUGGAAAGAAAACAGUCUUCAAAGGAUGGAGGUUGGGGAGGUGCAGGCAAAGCCUGGGUUGCUGAUGAUUUGAAGUGGAGGUAUAGGGCACCCUGUGCAGCAUGGCCACAAUGGGUGUAUAGAAUGUAUGAUGCAUACAGUCUUGCCCGACGUGCUGCAGAUAUGUGGAGGCAGAUGGUGGAGCUUCCUUCAAUGGAUGAUCUAGUGAAGAAGCCAGACUUAUUAUCAUUUUAUAUUGCUAGUAAAAUACCAGUACCUGAUAGUACAAGGCAAGAGCUUCUGGAAAUUGAUGGUGUUGUGUACAGGUUGCAAAGAGAGAUACAACUUUUGGAAUGUAUUGACCGUGUACGCUGUAAGAUUUGCAUGACUGUCAUAGCCAGACGCCGUAAUAUGCUUGUAAUGUCCACUGAUGGGCCUGUUGGUGCCUAUGUAAAUGCUUAUGGAUUUGUUCAUGAAAUUUUGACUCUCUACAAUACAAAAGGAUUGGCAUUAAGUGGGCAAGCUGAGACUGAGCACAGUUGGUUUCCAGGGUAUGCAUGGACUGUUGCACAUUGUAGUGUCUGUGAUUCACACAUGGGUUGGCUAUUCACUGCAGUUAGGGAAGGUUUGGAGCCAAAGUCAUUUUGGGGAGUCCGGAGGUCGCAGCUGGCAGACAAUACCCAAUGAUUUUUCUUUGUAGAAAACAUUGGAUACUUUUUUAACACUAUUACCCUUAUCUGCUCUAUACAUGUUUUGGCAGGAUUUGUAUUUUAUUGCUGUAAAAACCUAAGCAUGUCAUGGAGCAAUGAUGUUCAAUUUGCAAUGCCAGCACAGGAAAGAUGAGGGCUGAAUCGCUGUCAUCUCUCCUUGCAAUGCACAAAAUCUAAAUUUAUAAAAUUGAUGUUACCGUCUAUUUCAUGUAAA
Molecule: messenger RNA, 2128 nt
Organism: Cryptomeria japonica (Japanese cedar)
Lineage: Eukaryota; Viridiplantae; Streptophyta; Pinopsida; Cupressales; Cupressaceae
Exons: 10
Coding region: 170-1891 (573 amino acids)
Biological process (GO): protein ubiquitination
Cellular component (GO): Cul4A-RING E3 ubiquitin ligase complex
Source: RefSeq, a predicted model, not a curated record